AUGAACACGAUUCGAUCAACCUGGUAUGGCUGGGGUGCUCUGUGCGUCGCUGGCGGCGGAGCCUACUACUUUGCGAAGAAAUCCAUCAACGCCGACCGGGCUGCCCGAUUUGAGGGCGAGAUGAAGCGCAAGGCGGAGAUGGCUGCGAUGGAAGCUCAGCACCGACGGCAAGCCACAUUGAACGAACCGACCCCGACCCCGACCGACUCCCCGAGUUUGAAACGCGCCAACAUGGCACGAUUCCAGAGUGCUACCGACGACGUAGCUUCGCCUAGCGCCGAGGCCAGCCAUGACCCGGCCCCGACCCGCCACGAACCCGAAACCGAUGCAGAGCGCGUGUUAGAGAAGGGGAAGUACGAAACCGCUCAACCAUUCCGGCCUCCCAAGGGCAAUCGACUGUGA
This is a messenger RNA of Aspergillus steynii IBT 23096, 402 nucleotides long. RefSeq lists its product as uncharacterized. The record is from RefSeq and is a predicted model, not a curated record. Lineage: Eukaryota; Fungi; Ascomycota; Eurotiomycetes; Eurotiales; Aspergillaceae. The coding region runs from base 1 to 402 and encodes 133 amino acids. The transcript has 4 exons.